Molecule: messenger RNA, 3692 nt
Organism: Peromyscus leucopus (white-footed mouse)
Lineage: Eukaryota; Metazoa; Chordata; Mammalia; Rodentia; Cricetidae
Gene: Eif4b
Product: eukaryotic translation initiation factor 4B
Exons: 15
Coding region: 77-1909 (610 amino acids)
Molecular function (GO): RNA binding
Source: RefSeq, a predicted model, not a curated record
CCAAGCCCCGUCGCGCCCGCUAUAAUCACGUGAUUGCCUCAUCCGGGUCCUUUGCGUUCUCUCUCCCUCUCCCAACAUGGCGGCCUCAGCAAAAAAGAAGAAUAAGAAGGGGAAGACCAUCUCCCUAACAGACUUUCUAGCUGAGGAUGGGGGCAGCGGUGGAGGAAGCACCUAUGUCCCCAAACCAGUCAGCUGGGCUGAUGAAACAGACGAUCUGGAAGGAGAUGUGUCAACAACCUGGCACAGUAACGAUGACGAUGUGUACAGGGCACCUCCAAUUGACCGAUCCAUCCUUCCCACUGCUCCACGGGCUGCUCGGGAACCCAAUAUCGACCGGAGCCGUCUUCCCAAAUCGCCACCCUACACUGCUUUCCUAGGGAACCUGCCCUAUGAUGUGACAGAAGACUCCAUUAAGGAAUUCUUUAGAGGACUAAAUAUCAGCGCUGUACGCUUACCACGUGAACCCAGCAAUCCAGACAGGUUGAAAGGCUUUGGCUAUGCGGAGUUUGAGGACCUGGAUUCUCUGCUCAGUGCUCUGAGUCUCAAUGAAGAGUCUCUAGGUAACAGGAGAAUUCGAGUGGACGUUGCUGAUCAAGCACAGGAUAAAGACCGGGAUGAUCGUUCUUUUGGUCGAGAUAGAAAUCGGGAUUCUGACAAAACAGACACAGACUGGAGGGCCCGUCCCGCCACCGACAGCUUUGAUGACUACCCGCCUAGAAGAGGUGACGAUAGCUUUGGAGACAAGUAUCGAGAUCGUUACGAUUCAGACCGGUACCGGGACGGGUACCGGGAUGGGUACCGGGAUGGCCCACGCCGAGAUAUGGACCGCUAUGGGGGCCGGGAUCGAUAUGAUGACCGAGGCAGCAGAGACUAUGACCGAGGCUAUGACUCCAGGAUAGGCAGUGGCAGGAGAGCAUUUGGUAGUGGGUACCGUAGGGAUGAUGACUACAGAGGAGGUGGGGACCGCUAUGAAGACCGGUAUGACAGAAGGGACGAUCGAUCAUGGAGCUCCAGGGAUGACUACUCUCGGGACGACUAUAGGCGUGAUGACAGAGGUCCCCCUCAAAGACCCAAACUGAAUCUAAAGCCUCGGAGUACUCCUAAGGAAGAUGAUUCCUCUGCUAGCACCUCCCAGUCCAGUCGAGCGGCUUCUAUCUUUGGAGGGGCGAAACCUGUGGACACGGCUGCCAGAGAGCGGGAAGUUGAGGAACGGCUACAGAAGGAGCAGGAGAAGUUGCAGCGGCAGCUGGAUGAGCCGAAACUAGACCGCCGGCCACGGGAGAGACACCCAAGUUGGCGAAGUGAAGAAACUCAGGAAAGAGAACGGUCGAGGACAGGAAGUGAGUCAUCGCAGACUGGGACCUCAGCCACGUCUGGCAGAAAUACACGCAGGAGAGAGAGUGAGAAGUCUCUAGAAAAUGAAACCCUCAAUAAAGAAGAAGACUGUCACUCUCCAACCUCCAAACCUCCUAAACCUGAUCAGCCUCUAAAGGUAAUGCCAGCCCCUCCACCAAAGGAGAAUGCGUGGGUGAAGCGGAGCUCUAACCCUCCUGCUCGAUCUCAGAGCUCAGACACAGAGCAGCAGUCCCCUACAAGUGGAGGGAAGGUGGCUCCAGCUCAGCCCGCAGAGGACGGACCAUCAAGGAAAGAUGAAAAUAAAGUAGAUAGGAUGAGUGUCCCAAAAGGCCAAACUGGGACCUCCAGUCGUGGUCCUGGAGAAGGAGGGAGCAGAGACCCCUGGAAGGAGUUGGACAGGAAAGAUGGCAAAAAAGAUCAAGACUCCAGAUCUGCACCUGAGCCAAAGAAAUCCGAGGAGAAUCCAGCCUCUAAGUUCAGUUCUGCAAGCAAGUAUGCUGCUCUCUCCGUGGAUGGUGAAGAUGAGAAUGAGGGAGACGACCACACUGAGUAGACCUCCACGUGCUGUGCUUUCUUCUAGUCUCCACCCCGGAACAUUCAAGAGCAAAUCAAACCUCUAUCCAGACAAGAAAAAAUAAAACUCACCAUCUCCUGAAGACCUUUCUUAACUUUUUUUAAAUGAAAUGAAAUUGUUUUGCAUGCUGCUGCAGCCUUUUAAAGUAUUGAAGUAACUGGAGAAUCACCAUUUGUAGCCAGAGAUGUGGCUACCGCUUUUGAAUGGGGAAGUUGUGAUGUGUUCUGAUAAUACCAAGCAGCCACCUGUGUGACUAGUGCCUAGGGCUCCAUUCAGCAGAAAUGUAGUGACAGUGAGGCAGUGGAGACAGGUACAAGGAAGAGUGAGAUGUCUGCCUUGCCAUUCUUAUCCUGUGGUGGUACCCAUGAAUUCCCGAACAUCAUCUGAAUAAAUUCCCCAUCCUUGGAAAGGUAGAUUUAGUCUCUCAAGUUCUUUUAGUCUCCAGGAGGUGCCAGUCCCUCUACUUUAAUUCUGACUUAACUGGGGCCAACCUAGGGGGAAUUGUUUUUUGUUUUUUACCCCCCAAGGGGGUAAUUGGGAGUGAGUCUACAGGCCACUAACAAGUAGUACCGCUUGGGGACCAAAAUGAAUGGGAAACUCAAUCGUGGUUUGAAAAGCUUUGAGGGAGUGAUCAGUUAUUUUAUACCAGGUAGUAAGGGAAAUGGCAUGACCUCCGAUGAACACAUGAAUAGAAGGAUCGUUUCCCGGAUGAGGAAGCACGUAGCAGGUGUGGGAAAUUCUCUUCUAAAAUCUGUCCUUUCUAAAGGUUCGAAUCUAUCCACAUUCUUUCCUUGUCACUCUGGUCGUCUCAUGUUCUUGAUGACGCUGUCAGCCUUCCAAAAUCAGUCCCUGCUCUCACCAGAAGCUGUGGCUGAGGCUCUGUGGUGGUGGUGAUCCUGCCCCGUCUGCUCCUGCUGCUUUCACCACCCCCUUGGAGGUCAGAGUAUUUCAAUUGAUGGGCUUGGGUGGUGAAUAGGGGUACAUACAUGGGGAGAGUUGAGUUAAAGGUCUUCAGCCUGGAUUGGGGUGUUUCUAUACUUUUCUUCACUGGAACCCCAUGCUAGUGCUUGGGUUUGUAAUGUGACCUAGGCUGUGGUUUUCUGCUUAGAGGGGGUUGGUUUCUUGACCUCCCUCAAGAAUAAAGGAUAAUGCAAAGAACUAUUGAAUAAGGUCCUGGCUUCUCUUGCACAGUAGCUUGACCUGUCUGCUUUGAUCUGCACCUUUGUGUAGGGGUCAGCUCCAAAGUCGGCAGGCUUCCCUGUUGUGGGACGGCGGGGUACCCGCAGGCAGAGGAGACCUUGGUCUUAGUGUGCAAGCCCGAGGCCUGCUGUGCAGGAGGCUGGUUUGGUGUGCUGCAGCAGUGGCCAUAGCAAGUCGCUUGCCCAGUGGUCUUGAUUGGCUAGUAGCUAGAAAGUGGGCUUUUAGAGAGAGACCCACGGUUGAAUGGGUUUUUUAAAACCGUUGGUUGUAGACAAUGAAAAGGUAGUUUGCCCUCUUCAUGUCUAUUUCCCUUCCAGAUAGUUGCACCAGAAGAAAGCUGUUCUGUCCCACUCUCCUACUUUGCUCCUCUGUUAAAAUAAAAGCAGGGGUUGACUUAUGUCCCGCUCCUGAAUACAUGUAAAAUUUGUACAAAAAUAUCUUCUAUGAAAAUGAUUUGUAAUCUGUAGACAUUACUUGGGAGAUGUCUUGAGAUGUAAAAUCCCAUCCUUUGGGUUGAGGGUUUUUUGUUUUUCUCCAAAUAAAUCCAGUCUUUAAAGUUGAA